Messenger RNA from Oncorhynchus mykiss (rainbow trout), 2522 nucleotides. NCBI's taxonomy places the organism in Eukaryota, Metazoa, Chordata, Actinopteri, Salmoniformes, Salmonidae. The record is from RefSeq and is a predicted model, not a curated record.
UGGGAUUGGUCCGUUGAAUUCUCUCUUAGCUCUGUUAAACAGAGAUUCGCUUCAUGAUGCCUCAGAGGAACCCCUUGUGUUCAGCAAUGGAUCAGUCCGAUCCUGAUCUCCCUUCCAGACGCUGCCAGGUGGACUGUACCACUGAGGUGGCAGUGGAGGGAGGUCAGAGGAACGGGGGUGGUGCUGCUUCGUCCUCCCCAGAGAGUAGCAGUGUGAAUGGAGACGGCAAUGGGAAACGCAGUGGGAAGAGGCGUCGCCGUCGUAAACGCUCCGCUCAACCCGAUAACCGCCCAGCUACGGUUGCUAUGAUGACUCCGCUGCCACCACCACCACCUGGCCAGGAGAAGGGGGAGGAGCCCCAGCUUUGCCAGAAGGGCAGUAGCUGCACCUCUCCCGACCCUGCUCCUGACUCCCCCGGCGCGGUCCUGCUCGGCCUGCGGUCUGAGUGUGGUUCAGUGUGGUUUGACCGCAAUGUGUAUGAGCAGGCUGAGAGUCUGUAUCAGUGCUGGUUGGCACACUCUGCCAACGGGUCGAUGACACGGCCCAUCGGCUCACCCCCAACCCUGACGACUGACAACCACCCCACCUCCUCUCAACCCUCACUAUCACCCUCACCCCAAGCCCCGAACCACCCCAGCAACCAUCCACCCAUAGUUGCCAAAGAGCAUUGCAUUGUUGCAGAGCCACUGCAGCCAGCAGCCCCAGAAUUCCUAGCCCUCCCUGCCAACAGCCCCAGCACACCAGCCACGCCAGACGAGGGGUACCUGUCCCUGGCCCAGACCCCCCAGGCAGCCUCCACAUCUCCACUGACCCCGGCCCCUGGCCAGCCAGUGAAUGGGCUCCCCCGUCUCCCCGUGGAGCUGCUGAGGGACGUGUGGCUGGAGAAACCUCUCUACGACCGGGCCGAGGCAGCCUUCUACCAGAGCCUCUAUGGAAACAACCGCUCUCCCACCGGCAACAACCUGGGUGGUGGAGCUUCCACCUCACGUACCAACCCCAACGCUCCCUCAACCUCCAGAGGUAGUGGAGACCACCCACAGAGUCUUGUUGAAGAAGAAGAAGAGGAGGAGGAGGAAGAAGUGGUAGAAGAAGAAGCCGUGGUCUCACAGGGGAAGCUCGAAGUCUUCCACGCUCUGCGCACCAUUCAGGAGGAGGAGGAGCCUGCUGAUGUCGCAGAGGAGGAAGGUGGGGCCAUGUCGAUGGGAGGAGUCUGCUACUUCCUGCAUCCAGACAGCGAGAGGGUUUGGCUGGACCAGAGACGCUACGAGGCUGCAGAGAGCCGUUUCUACAGUUACCGUCAGAUUGUACCUGCUGAGUCAACAGUAGCAGACAGAGAGGAGGGGGCUCGUGGGCAAGAAGAUGCUGUGGUGUCGGCAACAUUGUUACCACAACCGUCAUCGGUCGCCUGCACCGGCCCUCUGAGGGACAACACCAUGAGUUCAGCAGUAGACUACUUUGUCCAGGAGAAGAUCUGGUUUGAUAAGCCUCGCUAUGAUGAUGCGGAGAGACACUUCUACGAAUGCAUUAACAGCACCUCACACCCAGCACAGGAGCUGGGAGCCAACACCAUCCUGCAGGACAUAGCCCGGGCCAGAGAGAACAUCCAGAAGUCCCUAGCAGGACUGAAGAAUUCGCUGUUACCUAGCAGAGGCUUUGAUCAACCCCAGAAACCCCAUCCUAGUGCAGCUAAUGGGGCAGGAGAUCAAGGCGAACUCAUCACACGGAUUAAGAGCCUGGAGCUAGAGAACAGCAGUCUGAACCAAGUGGUGGAGGACCUGCGGUUGGCUCUGUCUAAAUUGGAGUGUCGGGUAGCGGUGCUGGAGAAAUCACCGUCACCAGCUGCAGCCCCAGUCUCUGCAGCCCCCUGUACAAAUGGAACCUCUGUCCAGCAGCAGAAGACCAGCCCCCCAGUGGAGGAUGAAGAUGAUGAUGAUGAUAUGGACUUGUUCGGCAGCGAUGAAGAGGAGGAUGCGGAGGCUGAGCGACUCAAAGAGCAGAGGCUGAAAGAGUACGCAGAGAAGAAAGCAAAGAAACCCACCCUCAUCGCAAAGUCCUCCAUCCUAUUGGACGUCAAGCCUUGGGAUGAUGAGACAGACAUGGCUAAGCUGGAGGAAUGUGUGAGGUCUGUUGUCGCUGACGGUCUACUUUGGGGUCAAUCUAAGCUGGUUCCUGUGGGUUAUGGUAUCCGGAAGCUACAGAUCCAGUGUGUUGUCGAGGACGACAAGGUCGGGACAGACCUGCUAGAGGAGGAGAUUACAAAGUUUGAGGACUUUGUCCAGAGUGUUGACGUAGCAGCUUUCAACAAGAUCUGAUUCUGACCUUCUUCCUUUUCAUUGGGCCCGUCCCACCUGGCACCCCAUUCACUCUGUCGUGCUCUACUUUAAGCCCUAUGAGCUGUUCAAAGGUAGUGCACUAUAUAGAGAAUAGCGUGUCAUGUGGGACAUAACCAUGUUCCCAGUCCGUCCCUUGCUGCUGUUUGUGUCACUCAUGGUUAAUAAUAAAGAGCUUUUGGUGCACUUUAA